CUGCGAAGGCCGAAGAAAUUCGCCCAUCCUCUCUCUGGUUCACUUGUCCCUCCAACGGCCAAGCAAUAGCACCUACUACUAGUGGGCGUGUCCUGACGCCUCGCUAAUUACUGGUCCUCUUAGACUUAAUUGCUCGGGAGGCACGAGAGGGAUGGAAUGACUCGGAGCUGUGGAAUGAUCACUAAUUGCAAGACUGCGUCUGGUGCAUUGCUGGGGAUCGAACUAUCGAGAGAUGGAGUAUUACGCAACAAAGCUGCCGUGUUACCUCUGUCCAGAGGUGCAACUGCUGUGCCGAUUCUCCCCCUUCGCGUAUCCAUCGCAUCUCAGACCUCGUUUCGGGCCAGCCUUUUGGCAAUCCGCAGACUGAAAGGAUCCGCUUUGGAGCGACGGGCAUCACAUGACCGAGCGGAGAUGCCAAUGUUUCCGGUGUCCGUUUUCUCCCGAUCCUUCCUGUUCAGGCUUGUCCGCUUUGGGCUCACCGAAUGUGACCUUGACAACGGAGCGGGAGCCUGCAACCUCUCGGGAGUUCUCGGGCCUGGCAAACGGAAGCGACCGAAAACCGGGCAGGAGGAGGGGGGUCAGCAGCAGGUCGGUUUUCGUGAUUACAGGAACAAACAACACCAGUAGCAUCCGGUUAGGUACCAAACGGUUUGGUUUGGUUUGAGGCGCCAUAGACCCAGUAAAAUGUCUCCAUCUGACUGGAUGGCAUCUGGAUCUACCAUGUGUAAUUUUCCAGGCUAUCCUGGCUAUUUCUGAGUUGCUACUGCCACAGCCUUCUUUUAUUGAAGACAACGCUACCCUCCUGCAGAAGGACACUGACGAGGAUGUCAGAUCAACAUCUACAGCUGUGCGAA
This is a messenger RNA of Aspergillus eucalypticola CBS 122712, 854 nucleotides long. RefSeq lists its product as uncharacterized. Bases 157 to 627 code for a protein of 156 amino acids. The record is from RefSeq and is a predicted model, not a curated record. Lineage: Eukaryota; Fungi; Ascomycota; Eurotiomycetes; Eurotiales; Aspergillaceae. The transcript has 2 exons.